This is a messenger RNA of Photinus pyralis (common eastern firefly), 5420 nucleotides long. RefSeq names its product insulin receptor substrate 1-like. The record is from RefSeq and is a predicted model, not a curated record. Gene Ontology annotation, cellular component: plasma membrane; cytosol. Lineage: Eukaryota; Metazoa; Arthropoda; Insecta; Coleoptera; Lampyridae. Gene Ontology annotation, molecular function: phosphatidylinositol 3-kinase binding; insulin receptor binding. Gene Ontology annotation, biological process: insulin receptor signaling pathway.
AACAUGUUUGGCAAGUCACGGUUCUCAAUCGAGGAUUAGGCGGUACCAGCGUGAUCGGAGCUUAUUCCAAAGGACAAGAGUCGACCGUAUUUCGUUUGUGCUUGACGGAUAGAACCCUCAGUUUAAUAAGAAAAGAUCGAGAAUCACCUCAGGCCGAAUUGUCCCUCUCCAGUAUACGUAGCUGUGGUAGUAUUAAAAACUUUUUUUACUUGGAGGUUGGAAGAUCGAGUGUUACGGGAGCUGGAGAGCUUUGGAUGGAAACCGAGGAUGCUAAUAUCGCCCAAAAUGUUCAUGAAACAGUGUUCCACGCAAUGUCCAGCAGUAGCUCCAGUAAGGACGAAUUGGGACCGCCACGGAUACGAUCGAGCUCAGCCACCGAAUCAUCAAAACCCGGCCGAAAGCAAACACACAGCGGAGCGACAAAAUAUCAUCAUGCACAAGAUGGAAAUCCCCAGGUCAACGAGACAUUGGUUCCAGCAACUACAUCAUCAUCUCAUAUUGCUGUUAGUUGGGUAAGCUGCAUGUAUCAACAUUUGUACCAACGCAGUGCUUCCAGAGCUUCGCAACGUCGUCAUUCUAUCUCAGCAGGGGGCGUGCCUUGGCCGAAGACUGUAAAUCAUCAAAGAACCCAGUCACUGCCCCUUGCACAAAUUACACCCCUAACCGAACAACCUUUACAACCUAAGCGAGCAGCUAAACGUUCCAAUCAAUCUUUCAGGUGUACCGCGGGAAAUGGAAGAGAGCGCUGUGACAGUAUGCCAACAAGGGCGCGAACCAGCAGCGAAGGCACGCAUUCGAUACACGCCUGGUGUCAGCCGCGCGCGUACCUCGCCCAUCGCCCUCAGUCGCUUUACGCGCGCGAAAUAUCGCACAGUCCGCCUACAGAAAGUCCCAUCAGUCCACCUUCGGCCGCUUGCUCAACGGACUCGGCGGGAUCGUCGCUAAGCAUCGACGAUUCGGAGCAGUGGGCCGAAAGCGAUACCAUUCUGGGAAGGUACGGUCACUCGCUUACUCCCGAUGAAGCGAUUGCCGAAGAGAACUACGACGAUUGCCCCGACAGCCCGUACUUACCUCAGGGGGCGAGUCCCAGCGGUUACCUUCCUAUGGCUCCCAUCAGUUCGGACGACGGUUAUGUUGACAUGAGCCCACGCGGGCGGCACGCAAAUAUGUCGCCGGCAGCGAGUACAAGUAGUAUUACCUCGGGAACUCCUUCAACGGACAUGCGGUUCGCUGAAUAUCCUUUGGAGAAGGUGAGCGCCUACUUCCCACCUACCGAAGAUGACAAAGGUUCCGUUGACAGACCGAUUAGGGCAUAUUCUGUAGGGUCGCGUCCAGACACAGUGAAAAGUAAGGCGCGUUACGAAAUGUCGACGACUCCGGAAAACGCGCGCGUACGAGCAUUCAGCGUCGGAUCGAAAACGCGUAAGUUACACACGCGCGUCCUGCCACCGCACGGAACUGUGAUACACCCUAAACCGAAAUCGUCGAGCGCGCCCCUAUUGUCCGGUUCGCGAAUUUUAGUGUCGCACAACUCGGAAGAUCGCAUGAACGACCUUAUGGAGUUGGACUUUUCGAAACCGGUCAACUCAGGUUACCUAGAUAUGAAUCCUGCUAAUAAAGUUCCUUCUGGUUACGUGGAAAUGAAGCCUGUUCACCAUGAUGCGAUGCAAACCUCCGAUGUUUCACCGUACGUGGACAUGCGUUCGGGUUCAUCUCCCGCAAAAGCUACCUCUGAUUAUAUUCCUAUUCAAGCUCCGAAACCAAAUGUUUACAUGGACAUGGAUCCGAGACGAUCGAGUAGUCACGAACGGCCAGAUGCGCGUGCCAAAGAUACCAAGAACCUGGAUUCGCCUGUUACUCGUCACAAUGACUACUUAGACAUGAAUUUCCAAUCGAAAAAUAAAACCUACAGUAGUUCACCAAAUGACUAUCCCAUGGACAAUUCAAUGGAUUACAUGGAUAUGGGUUACCAUUCAAGAAUAACGGAGAACAAACCGACUACAGUCGACGGCUACGUAGAAAUGUCAUUGGGUAGACAAACAGCCAACCACCAACGACAGCCUAGUUUGGAAAGUGCGAAAUCGGAUCACAACGAAGACUACACUGACAUGUCACUAGGGACGACAAGUAGAAAAAACGAAAGGCGAACCAGCAAAAAAGAUAAAACCGCUUCACAACCGAUACUGAUACAAGCGGUAACGACGGCCGCGCAUUUUCCCAAAAAUUCUAGUUCCAUAAGUCCGAUAUAUUCCUCAUUUCAAAUUGGACGGAAGUAUUCCACCGGAACUCCUCCUAAAAUGUAUCUACCUCUAUCUAGCAGCGAUUUAAAUUCCUACUCAAGUUUGCCAAGGCAACGGUCGCGUAAGAACAGCCGGCGGGAUUCGAAGGACAGUUCUAGUUCGAGUGUUACCACGCCUUCAAGUUCCUCGACGAUAUUCCCAUUUAGUUUAAAUAGUCCGAGUUCACCUUUGAAGCCGUGCGCGUCGAUGAAAACGCCCGAGGUCUCCGGUAAUAUUAAAAUUCCCGCCGCAAUUAUGAGCGUAAAAUAUAAUCGUCCGUCGACUAAGCCUAAUAACAGUGCGGAUUAUACGGUUAUGGACUUCGACAGGGCGAAAAAAUCGAUGGACACCUCCGAUUACGUAAACUAUAAUCCCGCAACUUCUAGUGUGAGUAAGUGCAACACUAGCGGCGGCGAUUACGCGAUCAUGCGACCCGGCACCUUAGAAAUAGUUCAACCUACGACUGAACCUAAGAUAUCGAUACCCGUUUCUAGUCCUUCCGCUUUAACUUCACAGUUAUCAUCGAUGGUAUUAGGGAAAAGCGCUUUGAAUUACGAUUUCGGAAUGGCCGGCGCUAGGUGUUUUCUUCCCAUAUCGGAGGCGCGCGAUGAUUCCCGAUUGUUAAAUAUGUCGCCCCGGCCCGGAGACGUCGCGCCGUCCGAAGAUAACAGCAACAUGGACGAGUCGGAUUAUAUGUUGAGCGGCGAUUGUCAGUCGCCCGUUGCGAAAAUAUCGAGGCCCAAUUCCGUCAAUAGCGACUGCAUAUCGAGAAGCACCUCGAGACCUGCCUCCGUCAGUUGCGAAUUAACGCGAGCGAGUGUGUCGAGACCAAACUCGGCCGCCAGUGAGUUUGGUUCGUCUAGUUCGACGGUCGUCGGUUCGCGCCCCGCCUCCGUUAAUAGCGAUAGAAUUCGGCCGGCGUCCGUGAGCUUUGAAGGACAAUUGCAUUAUGCUAGUUUAGAUUUAGCGCCGACCUUCGAGGAGGAGGGCAGUCGAAGUCCGAGGACGGUCAAGUCUACUUCCGGUAAUGCCCCUACUGAAAUCAGCAACACGAGUCCAACUCAGCAGAUUCCGGAGACCGGUUUUACUUACGCCGAAAUAGACUUCAUUAAGAGUGAGGGAUUUAAACACAAUUCUCUGCCACCUAAUAAUACAAAGGUUAAGCAUUAACCGCAUCUGUUAAGAAUUUAUAGUUAAUUAUUUAUAGACUGAAAGUUACUACUAGUUAAAUAUACACAAGAAAACGAUUAGGAUUUUAGACAUGGAUUGUAAUUGUAACAUUCGCAUAUCUUGGAAUGAAUUAGGUAUCAAAUGUUAAAUGUUGUAUAUUGUUAGGUGUAGCUUAGAAAAAUUUCGUUGCCUAUGUUGUUUCGCAAAUUAUAGGAAAAUAUAUUUAAUCACGUAAGGUGUGCAUGUAUUCUGAAGAACAUAUCAAUGCAAUAAUUGUAUUUUGAUAUAGUCAAAGUGUUACUUUGUAGUAUUACAGUCUAAAGAAUAAGUAAAUUACGAAUAUUUAUUAUAUACCUAUCACAUAAUCUAAAUUUAAAAUAAUAAUAAUAAAAAAAAGCGUAGUUAAGUAAAACCUUCAGUAUUUAGAUUUUUGACGAUCAUAUUUUUAACUAAAAUUUUUGCUAUUGGGUUUAUUAAUUAAAUGUUAUAUACACGUUGAUGUCAACACUAAUAAUGGUGAUAUAUUUUGGGACAAACAGCGAUACGAAAUAUCCUGUAUAAAGAAUAUACGAACGUAUACAUUGUGUUCAAGCUAAGAAGGAAACGAGACGACAAAAUUUACAGAAUUGAGCUCAUCUACCAUAGCGCGUUGGAAUGAACUCGGCUUUUAUUUUACAAUUCCCAGAAAAAAUUUGGUAUAUCCUAUUCCUUUUAUGAAAGUGAAUUAGUACUGUCAUAAUCAUGACUUGUUCUUGUAAAAUUGUAACUUCUUAGAAUUUUGGGAAAGAAUUCGAGAAAAAUUUCAUUCCUAGGAAUCUUCUACCUUCUUAUUUACAUUAAUGCUCUAUUUUAAAAAUCAAGCGAGCGCAUGCGCAGAAUAGAUAUUUUUUUGAGUUCGACGCCAAUACGCCGUUGUAGUAUUUGAAUUUUGAUUUUUUCCUCUUCAUUAAUUUGUCCUCCACGGUAACUGCACAAACUGGAAAUAAAUUAAUGUUGCAAGAAAUACGUAACCCGAGGAUAUGUGCGAGAUACUGGACUAACCCAAAUUCCUCCUUAUUGUGAACACUGUUUAUGUAACCUCUUUCCUCUCUGUUGAAAAUGUAGUUAUUGUAGUUUAGAUUUUGGCAUAAGGUGCAUCUUGUAAAUAAAUUGACAGGCGGUGAAAAUUAUUACAUAAUUCAAAAUGCUCCAGCCCCGGAAAGAUUUUGAUUGAAUUUUUUGGCAAUUAUCGAUGAACGUUAUUGUUAAUUCGAAAUAUUUUGUUUACGUUAUAUAGUUUGUAUUGUACGCGCAACGUUUAGUUUGGAAUAUGUACGUUUGUAAAAUUUUAACGAUUAUAAAUAUGUGCAACAUAUAAUGUAAUUUUCUAUUUAGUAUGUGUAAACGCAAAAAUAAUUACAUGGUAAAUGUGCUUUUUACAUUACAUAGUGCCUUUAAAAAUUACUACAAUUCCAGUUUAAGAGAUGUUCUUAUAGGAAUAUGUGUUUUAACAAUAUGCACGUAUUGUUUUUAGUUUAAUUCGUCAAGGCCUAUUCAAAAUUUAGGCUAGUAACUAACGUAGACGUUUUUUAAAUUACCUUUCGAAAGUAUAUUUAAAAAGAAUCAAAUAAUGCACAUAGUUAAUUGAUUAAUAGUUUUCGGUGUGAAAAAUAUAUAUUUUAAUAUUUUUGCAUAUGCUUGUAACAUUAACGUUCGAAAAAUUUAAUUCUAAGGCCUUGUUGAAAAUCAGUAGAUUAUACGUAUCCAUGUAAGGCGAAGUUACUGUGCAUUGUUGGUUUGUUCAUUACUAAUAUUAACUAAAAUAUACUGUGUAGCUAAAUAUACUUACGUGUACGUGCAGAUAUCAAAAAUGCAUUACGCUAAUAUGUGUAAAUUUUAGUUUUAUUUGUUGUGCAUUUAUUAUAUUUUUUGUAUGUUUUUUAUGUUAAUCUUUUGUACAAUUACUGCCAAAAUUAAAAUUUUAAGAUUUCA